Messenger RNA from Penicillium argentinense, 1554 nucleotides. RefSeq lists its product as uncharacterized. Lineage: Eukaryota; Fungi; Ascomycota; Eurotiomycetes; Eurotiales; Aspergillaceae. The coding region runs from base 1 to 1554 and encodes 517 amino acids. Gene Ontology annotation, molecular function: transmembrane transporter activity. The transcript has 5 exons. Gene Ontology annotation, biological process: transmembrane transport. The record is from RefSeq and is a predicted model, not a curated record.
AUGCGCAACGACAAGGAGGAACACGUCCCGGGUGAUGGAUUCUCUGAUCCGGGAAAGCCACGUCUUGAUCUCGAAGCUCUCGGCGAGCGCGAGGGCUAUGUCUUGAACGAUACUACACUCGUCCAUGAUCGAGGAUUAAAGACGACGCCGGAUGGGCAGACGAUUCUGAUCCCCCAGCCCAGCGACUCACCGAAUGAUCCGCUGAACUGGACACCUUUUCGAAAGCAUUUGAUUCUGAUUAUUAUUUCUUGUACGGCUUUUUUGCCUGAUUAUGGAAGUGCGACGGGGGCUGUUACUUUGGUGCCGCAGGGAGAGGAAUGGAAUUUGGAUCCUAAUGUGGUGAACCACUCGCAAGUCGGGAAUGUCUUUAUGCUCGGUGCGGCGGGUCCGAUUAUUGUUGCGCUCUCGGCGUAUUUUGGUCGAUUUCCUGUUCUAUUCUGGUGGGCGUUGCUGGCUGUUGCGACUGCUAUCUGGUGUGCCGGGGCUCAGAGCUUUGAAUCAUUUAUGGCUGCUCGAAUCCUAAACGGAUUCUUCUCAACCGUCACUCAAGGCGGAGGCCUAAUGUUCAUCAAAGACAUGUUCUUCCUGCACGAACACGCGCGCAAAAUCAACAUCUGGUCCGGCUUCAUCAUCCUCUCCCCAUACAUGGGUCCACUCCUGGGGUCCUUCAUCGUAAACACCCAAAUCUGGCAGUGGGCAUUCGGUCUCUACGCAAUCGAAACCGGCCUCUGCCUAAUCGCAAUUAUGAUCUUCGUGGACGAGACGUACUACGAUCGUCGAACUGGACAGUCUGAACUUGUACCGAAUGGACCGCGCUGGCAGCGUAUGUUGGGCAUUCAGCAGUAUCACUCGAGGUAUCUUCAGAAUACUUUCAGGGAAGCUGCGAUGCGUCCGAUUACCAUUAUCUGCAAGCCUGUUGUGUUUAUUGCUGCUUUCUCGUAUCUUUUGAUGUUUGCCUGGGUUGUUGGUAUUAAUACGACGCUGUCGAUUUUCCUGGCGCCUGUUUAUGGGUUUGGAGCGAAGGCUGUUGGCUUCUUCUACUUCACCCCCGUCGUUGCAGCAAUCCUUGGCGAGGUAGCAGGGCACUGGCUACACGAUCUCAUCGCAAAAAUCUACACAGCCCGACACAGUGGCCGCUUUGAGCCCGAAGCCCGUCUCUACGCAAUCUGGUUCGCAAUGCCAUUCAUGAUACCCGGCCUGAUCCUGAUGGGCUUUGCAUUGGAGCGGGAAUACCACUACAUGCUCUCUGCGCUGGGAUGGGGGCUGUAUGUCUUCGGCAUCAUGAUCGUUACCGUGGCGAUCAAUUCGUAUGUCUUGGAUAGUUACCCCGAGGCUAGUGGGGAGGUUGCUUCUUGGGUUAAUUUCGGAAGGACGACGGGUGGCUUUAUCGUUUCGUAUUUCAUGGUUGAGUGGGCUGAGAAAGAGGGGACUAUCCGGCAGAUGGGGACCAUGUGUGGAAUUGUGGGCGCAGCGUUUUUUAUAAUUCUGGCUUUGCAGUAUUAUGGGAAGACGUUGCGGAUUUGGGCUGGGCCGGCGAGGUUUAAGACUGCUUGA